GAAUGUAAUAAUGUCAGUGUCCAAGGCGAUGUUGUGUAUUUGCUUUACAGUGCUUAUUAUUUCAUACUGUUCAGCUGAUACUCAUUUAUGUAUAGGUGUCAGUGGUAUCUGUGGAAAUUCACUUAAUUGCUGUAAACCAUUUGAUUGCAAUUUGACUAUCAACCGAUGUUCUUUAAAUUUAAAAAAAUCAAAGGAGUCCGAGGAUAUUAGUCUAUCAUCUCGUAGUUCAAGCGAAGAUAAUUUUGUCGACUCAAGUUUGUCAGUAUCCAGCCAUGAAUUGGAAUCUGAAGAAUCUGAUAGUGUUGAAACUAAUGAAGUAUCUAGUAAUGAAGAACAUUCUGAAGAUUCAAUUGGAGAUGGAACAACUGAACCAUCUGAUACAGAAGAAGCUGACACUACAACAGACGCAACAGUAACAGAUAAUACAACGGAUGAAAACGAAGUAAAUGGUGUGACGGAUGCAGAAGAAACGGAUGAUGUAACAGAAACAAACGAAGUUAAUAAUACAACGAAUUCAGAAGAGCCAGAGAAUAUAACGGAUGUGGAAGAAGCUACAACUGAAGCUAACGAAGAGAAUGCUGAAUACAAAUAAAGCAUUAUGGAAGCGACGAAAAACAUUAAGAGUAAUGAAAGAUUUUCCAAUAAACGCAAAAUUUAUCCAUUUAUAACAUUUAAUGUAUUAAAAAAUUUUUCAUUUUAAUCUU
Ceratosolen solmsi marchali is the source of this 704-nucleotide messenger RNA. Its product is annotated as lisH domain-containing protein C1711.05-like. The record is from RefSeq and is a predicted model, not a curated record. Lineage: Eukaryota; Metazoa; Arthropoda; Insecta; Hymenoptera; Agaonidae. Bases 11 to 592 code for a protein of 193 amino acids. The transcript is spliced from 2 exons.